AUGGUGCCUCCAGCAUACCCUGCACCAGUGACGGCUAGCAUGGCGGCAGCGGCCAAGCAGCCUCGCAAGGCGGUUCAGUCAAAUUACCACCAGAGCACGAGUCAGCAGCAUGCAGCGGAGGACGAACAGAUGUCCUUGAAGGACCUGUUGCAGCAGCUGCAUGUCGUGGUGGAGGACUUGGCAGUCUUGGAUAGCUCUCUUACUGCUCUUUUUGAAACUGCGCCAAACACGGACGUAACGGAGCAUCAGCAGUUAGUCCAGUUCCGGAGUCGUGUGGCGCGUCGCAUAAGUCGCUAUGGGCAGCUGUCAAAGAACUUGGCCCAAAUUGUGGAAAAGAUAAUUUCCUGCAAUUCAUCUCAGCCCCUGGACGCUUCUCGUCAUCGAGAAUCCUUUCACCCCAGGCAGCUUCACGAGCUUGAUGCCCUGCUCAAGCAGCACCAGCAACGCCUGCAAAAGUACAAGUCACAGUUUGCUGCCUGGUGGCAGAACACAGAACGCCACUUCCACACGAUGCGGAUGGCGAAUUAUGUAUGUUCGGUCCAGGAGAGGUCACAGACUGCACUUGGGGUCUCUGCACGUGAAGGACCUUCUGCGGGACCCUCUCGCAGUGGAGGCCCGCGUGUGGAGCCUGUAAGAGCCAAGGCGACAGCUGGGGAGCAGCUGGCGUUUGCUCCUGUGCCCCCUAAGUCCCAAGAUGGUGCGGUGAAGCCAGGAGGCGUGCACAGAGUCUCCCAACCCGUGUCACACAACCAGCAGCUACUGCAAGAGACUGGACAAGCAAUGGUGAAGGAAGUGCAGCGCAUGCAAGCUACAGAAGAGCAGCUGCAGCAGUCGUCUAGUGCCUUGGAACAAACGGAGUCGUCCUACAACGUCUUUGGCGCGCGACUCUCAAGCGCGACAGGGAUGCUGCAGGCUUUGAAGAAGAGGUACACAAUUCCUUGGAUGCCCAGCGCAGCUUCAGGGUACCAGGGAGAAAAAGCAGAGAGCAGCAGAUGGCAUCCAGGCACAAAACAAUAUAUUGACGUCAAAAAGAAGACUGAAUACGUGUCUGUUGGAGGCCAUGAGCUGCCUGCACUACUUCGUGUUCUUUGUUUCAUCCUUGUGCUGAUUUUUACGUCUGCGUCUGAUUCAGAGCUUAUUUGGUUCGCGUUCCUCUUCUUCCUGGGGUGCUGCGCAUUCGUCCUGCUGAGACGUUUGGGGCUAUUGAAGCUUGUUUUGCGUGUGGCUUUUUUUUCGCUCCGGCAUUCUGUAUCUCUGGCUCUCUGGACUGCAGAUCGGAUCACAUUGGCCGUGGAGUGGGUGUGGGAAAAGCUGCUUGGGGGGUAUAACGAGUCUGACGAGCUCUUGGGGUCUUCGGAUUUCGAUAACUUGAGCAUCAUUUCCCAGCCUUCACCUAUUACUUCCCCAGCUGUGUCAAAGCUGCUUGCUACUUCCGCCGCAAGCGCCAUUGCAGCACCCUCCACACGGUCCAAACUCAACCCGACUCACGGUGCAGCUAGCAACCAGAGCCUUACUCUACCAGAAAUGCACGACGAGAGAGAAUGGAUCCUGCAGUCACACUGGGGGAAGAGGAGCCAAUGA
Messenger RNA from Eimeria tenella, 1581 nucleotides. RefSeq lists its product as uncharacterized. Lineage: Eukaryota; Apicomplexa; Conoidasida; Eucoccidiorida; Eimeriidae. The transcript has 9 exons. The coding region runs from base 1 to 1581 and encodes 526 amino acids. The record is from RefSeq and is a predicted model, not a curated record.